Megalopta genalis is the source of this 3579-nucleotide messenger RNA. RefSeq lists its product as uncharacterized. Gene Ontology annotation, molecular function: NF-kappaB binding. Gene Ontology annotation, biological process: cellular response to tumor necrosis factor. The record is from RefSeq and is a predicted model, not a curated record. Gene Ontology annotation, cellular component: cytosol. Lineage: Eukaryota; Metazoa; Arthropoda; Insecta; Hymenoptera; Halictidae.
GUAUUUCCCCAGAUAGGGAUGUCCCGUUUUGCAAAACAUUUUGUAGUAAUUCCUGGUGGGUUUCCAGAGCUGCAUUAGUUUACAUUGUUUUUAAACAAGUUAUAAAUCUAGUCCGUGCAAAUAUUUAACCAUACGAUGUAUUAACGACAAUACAGACGUGGCGAAAUCUCGAUAUGUGUAAGCACAUACAGCGAUAUAUAUCUGAUAAUAGGUUACGUUCUUGAUGUUUUGACUUUUAACACAAUUGAACGAUUGAUUUACAUGAAAACAUUGUUGCUAAAUGGAGUCAGUGUCUCCGUUACCGGUUAAGAACUCACGAAAAUUAAUAGAAAAAGACAUUGGCAAGCCAAUAAUAGAAUGCAAACGAGAAUUUACAUUGACACAACAAUUUCCCAGUAGAGUGCCCAAUAAAAGACCAUCAUGUGAAUCAACAGUACCACAGACUUCGAGUAAUUCAUUGAGUAAUGGGGGACAUACAGUAAACAAGUUAAAGAAAAUGAGGAUACGAACGCAGGAUGGCAAAGAUCUUGGGGAAUUCAAUCUGAAAUUUUUACCUCCAGAGUAUCUCAAUGAAACCACUGUUUCCGACAAUUUUCAUCUGACAAGGAACAUAAAUAUGCCUAUCACUCUUUUCUUUGAAAAUGCAGGAAGAGCGACAAAAGUACCACAGACACAAAACUCAGACAUGUUAAACAAUGAUGUUCAAUAUGUAGAUUAUGAUAACUUAGACAAGAAUACAACUGAAAAUCAUUACAAUAAAUUUCAUAGUAACAAAAUAACAAUACAAAACAAUCAGGCUCUGAUAUUACCUAAAGGUAGUAAAGUUAUAAAAAGGAAAGAUAAUUCAUAUAAUGCCAUUAUUAAAAGAAGAUCUACUUCAAGUAAUAUAGUUACAAAAGGAAAGACUAUUUCUGAUAUUAUAGUUAUAGAAAAGACUCCAACCUUUGGCAAUAGAGUUACAAAAGGAAAGACCAGUCCUACUAAUGCAAUUGCAAAAUAUAUGCCUAGCUCGAAUAAUGUAAUUCUGAAAGAAGAGGCAAAUUGUGAUAACAUAGAAGCAUCCAUCUUCAAAGAGAAUGAUAUUGAAACAUCUAACUUUAAAGAAAAUAUAACAGAAACAGCUUUUACAAGAAUUAACAUCUUAAGAAGACCUAAGAUGAAAGUCAAUUCGAUAGAACAAUCAACCGGUGUCCCAAAAAAGUUACUAUCAAAGGAUUAUGUCUCAGAAAGAAUAGUAUCUACGAAAUAUGUUCCAGAAACACCGAUAUUUAAGAAAUCUGUCCCAGAAAAGUUAAUAUCUAAUGAUUGUGUUCUCGAAAAAUUACAGUCAUCUAAGAUCGCUGUAUCUGAGAGAUCUGUAUUAAAAUGUAAAACACCAAGAAAACCUGAAAUAGAAGCUACUACUGUAAAAAAAUCUGAAACAAUGGUUCAUGCGUCGAAAAAAUCUGUAACAAAAGAUGAUACAUCAAAAUUGAAAGAAUACUUAAUACAAUCCAAAUUUCCAUUAGUAGCAUGUGAAAAGCUCAUUAUACCAAAAGAUAAGGGUGUCAUUAAUGGAAUAGAUCAAAUUAUUAAUAAAAUACAUAGUGACAAAUCAAAUUCUUCCCUUUUACAUAUGGAAGGGAAAAAUGAAAGUGGUCAAUGUUUAAAUAUAACAGAGAUAUCUAACAUGCAACCUACAAAAGACGCAGUUGCUGGAAACAAGGUUCAAACUAGUCCAAAUUACAAAAGAACAUUUAUUGAACAAAUAGGUUGUAAUGCUCAAGGAAAUGAUUAUAACUCGGUGCCUGUGUCUAAUGAACCUACGAAUACAGACCCAUGUUUCGAAGCCAAUGAUAGUAGUACAAAUAAUAGUAAAAAAAUAACUAGCAGUGAGUUAAAACCACAAAAUCUAUUACAACAUUGGGAUAUAAUUAAGGAAGCACUGAUUAGUGUGAAGGAUGAAGAACUUCGUGCUAAAGCUUUACAAGCUCUCACAGAUUGUGGUAUAGGUAUAGCAAAACAUGUUCCAAUUAUUCCACCUGAGAACUUGAAAACAGUUCAUGAUUCUCAAGUACAAACCGAUGUAUUUGGACUUCUCGAAUUAGACAAUUUUAUUUUAGUAACAGAGACAACACCCAUAUUAAAAAGAAUAAAUCAAAAGAAUCGCUCUGCAACAACCUCUAUGAUUAUUUCAAACGUAUCGCCACAAGAUUCUGUUAACAAGCAUAAUAAUUAUAAUAAUAACAAUCAGACCUUAGAUAUGCAUUUAUUGCUUGCAGAGGAUCUUGAUGAAAUUAACAAUUUCUUUAAUAAAAAUGAGAAUAGUACGGCAAAGGAAGUAGAACAAAUUUUAACAGACCCAUCAUAUUCAUUGAGAGAUAACCAAGCAAUAUGUACAAAAGUUAUCAGACAACUAAAACGUGACUUUCAGUCCCUGCAAAACUGGGAUGAAAAAGGAAUGCUUUCUAUACACAAAGCAGUAAUAGAUGAUGACCUACAAGAAGUAAAAAGGCUAUUAUUAGUAUUAAAAGCAUGCAGAAUAAGUAUAAACGUAUUAACAGAAGAUUAUAAGACCUGUUUAGAAUUAGCUAUUCAGUCAAAUGCAUCUGAAGAUAUGGUGAAAUUACUAUUAGAAGCUGGUGCAACACCUGUUUCAUUGGAACCUCUACAUGAAUCUGCAAUAAUUAUAGCUUGUAAAUUGUGCUCUCCCUUGUUAUUUAUCAUGCUGCAAUAUGUUACGAAUCAUGAGUUACUCAAUAAAGUAGACGAACAUGGGUUUGCUCCUCUACACUACUGUGCAUUGCGUAACAAUUUGGACGGAGUCAGUGCAUUGUUAAAAACUAAAGUAAACGUAAAUUUGAGGGAUAAUCGUUCCGGAAGAACUCCAAUUUUUCAUGCCAUUGAAAAUAAUCAUAUAUCGAUAGCACGGGAACUAUUGGUUCAUGGAGCCAUUGUGGCCAUACCAAAUUUUUCUGGACAAUCCAUAAUGACUUUAAUAGAAGAAACAAAAAGCUUAUCGCUGAGAGCAGCAUUGAAGCAAAUAAUAUCUUAGUUUGUAUUAGUUUAUUUAGGUGAGUAAAUACUAUGAUAUGAAACAUCACGGUAGCUAUAUAGUCUCGAAAUGGAUCAUGGAACAAACAAAAAAGUUAUGAAAGCAAUCUACUAAAUAGUUACGUAUAUUUCUUUGUUAUUAACUUUGUAGAGAUUUAACUCUUUUAGAACUAAUUGACUCCUUCCUGUACUAUAGUUGCAACGAUUAGAAUUUUUUUGUUAUGUGUGUGUGUUGACGAGUCGGACUCGUUUAAGUACAGUAAGGAGUUAAUUGACAAACUAUUUACUAUGAAAUUACAAAUUUUCUGUUAUAAAAUAUUCGAAAAGUGAUAAAAAUCUGUAUACCUUAUUUUUUGUUAAUGUUCGUGCACUUGUGUCCACCAUUUCUUGCAUUUAUUUGAGUUUUUUGUAAUACUGCCAGUAUGGUUUCGAAUUUGCGUUUAUUUAGCGGGAAUGUUUGAAAUUAUUGAAGACUUUUAUAUCGCAUAAUACUUUUUCAAGUGUAUAUCACAUGUAUAUAUUUAAAUAAAUAUUUCAUAUAAGAAA